Molecule: messenger RNA, 654 nt
Organism: Mesorhabditis spiculigera
Lineage: Eukaryota; Metazoa; Nematoda; Chromadorea; Rhabditida; Rhabditidae
Source: the annotation of a GenBank genome assembly
AUGCAACGUCUUCUGGCUUCUGUCCUCGUCCUCCUCGUUGGCACCUCCUUGGCUGCCGACACGUGCUCGGCCUCGGAUAUCCAGGGUCUCACCAAGUGCUACCAAGCAUUCGUCGGUGGAUAUGGCUUCAACAUGACGAACAUAAUUCCGCAUUACUGGGAUGUUCACCAGGUGCGAACGGCUUGGCUCGACGCCCAGGGAGUCAAGAUUCAGCCCAAGGUUUGCCAGAUCGGAAACGCGUUGAUCAACUGCAUCCAGCGAUACUCGUGCCUGUCCCAGGAUACCUACCUUACCCUUGGCGCCAACACGACCGAGGCCCCUCGCUGGUUCAUCGACAAGAUUGCCACCCAGUGGCAGUGCGGAGCUGGAUACAGCACCCUCAUCUCCGACUACUACUGCAUGGCUGCCUGCCGUGAGCACCGUGACGCUCAGCUGAACGCCUGCAACACGAUGAUGAAGCAGGAGAUUAUGAAUGGAACUGAUCCCUGCGUUGCCACCAACGACAUGGUCACCUGCCAAUCCAAGAUCUACGCCACGUACUGCGACUACAAUGCUGGAGUCUUUGACUGUGGACAGAAUGUUGCUGUUAUUAAGGGAACCACCCCCAUGUGCGCGCCAGCCCUGCAGGACUGCGGCAAGUUCCAGUACUACUUC